AUGGACCCAAAGCUGCUGGACCCAUCUAUUGUCGGGGCAUUUCCCCGUGGUUGCAGAAUCUUGACCAUCACCAAACAUGGAGAGACCAAUUGGUCAAUCGGCUUCAAGAUCACUGUCAGGCUCUUCAUCGAUCCUCCCAAAGCCCAACAUGCUGAGUCAUUCUUCGUCAAGAUCACCUCUCGAGCUUCCUACCUUCCCAUGGCCCAGGCUGAAUAUGAAGGCCAACUCGGCCUGUCACGAGUGAUACCUCAACAUACAGUCAAGCCCGUCGCGUGGGGCUCCUACCGACGCUUCGACCAUUCGCAAAAGCUGAAGACUUUCACCUGGUUCCUAGCCCCUUUCCACACCCUCCGUCCAGCUACCCCCAGGGAACUUUCCUCUAUGCUUCCUCUCAUCAUCAAGGCGAUCCAACAGAAUUCCGUCUCCCCGAGUGGAAAGUUUGGCUUCCACAUCGCUCCUUUCUUCGGCCCUCCCCGGAUGCAACAUGUGACAAACUGGACUUCCAGCUGGGAGGAAUUCUUCACUCGCGAAUUCCGCUCUAACCUCGCUUACCUCCUCCAUUCUCGAGCAAGAGAGCUCAAAGACAGCGAGCUGAACGACUUGGUCCGGCUAGCUGAGCAGUUCAUAGUGAAGGUAAUCCCGCGCUUGCUUAGACCCCUUCAAACCGGGGGACGAAACAUCAAACCAGUUUUGUUGCAUGGGGAUCUGUGGCACGGAAAUAUGUCCAUUGACACGGCCACCGGCCAAAUGAUCAUCUUCGACCCUUACGCCUUCUAUGGUCACCAGGAAAUGAAAUUACAAUGCUGGGCUCAUAAUCGGUAUCACGAAGUUCCAGGCGGUAGUGGACUGAAACUAGGAAAGAUGAUAAGGAGGUAUGAGGAGGUGGUGAGGGCGGAUGAGCCGGUUGAUGACUUUGAAGACAGGGUAAGGCUUUCUGCGGCUAGGAACGAGAUUGCUAGUGGUGGGAUUGUGAGGAAGGGGGAGAGGGAGGAGGAUUGGAGGGGAAUUCUUGAAGGUGUAAAAGAAGAGAUGAAGAGGUUGCUGGGAAAGUAUCCUGAGGGGAUCGCGGGGUUUGAGAUGGGGUUGACGCCGACGGCCGCUCGCGCGGAAACUCAAGUGGCGCGCAAGAGGAGGAGAGUGCGCGCUACUCUCUAA
Messenger RNA from Sordaria macrospora k-hell, 1155 nucleotides. RefSeq lists its product as uncharacterized. NCBI's taxonomy places the organism in Eukaryota, Fungi, Ascomycota, Sordariomycetes, Sordariales, Sordariaceae. The record is from RefSeq and is a predicted model, not a curated record.